Molecule: messenger RNA, 2329 nt
Organism: Pleuronectes platessa (European plaice)
Lineage: Eukaryota; Metazoa; Chordata; Actinopteri; Pleuronectiformes; Pleuronectidae
Exons: 6
Coding region: 223-1251 (342 amino acids)
Source: RefSeq, a predicted model, not a curated record
GGUGGGUGUGGCCCAGAAUACAAACACGCAGCGCAACAGCUUCUGCAACAACAGCACCGAGCGGAAUGUGUCCUGCGAUCGGUCCAGUCUGACGUGUGUGUGUGUGUGUGUGUGUGUGUGUGUGUGUGUGUGUGUGUGUGAGACAUGAGUAUAUGAUCAGUAGAGUGUCGAUAGAACCGCGAUCGAGUGUUGGACCCUUCGGGUCGUGGGGGGGGCCUCAGGAUGUUGGUGUUUAUGCUGCUGCUGCUGCUGCGGGCGGCCUCUGUGGACGCGGAAGAAUCCUAUGAGAAGCGAUAUGGGGAGACAGUCACUUUUAGGAUGAGGACGCAUACUCUUUCACUCAAGUUCAUCCCUUACCACACCUUCGAGUCAGUGAUCUUUUGGAAACCCGACGACCCUUCGGUCCCCGUGGACAGCAGGAGGAGUGUCUUUGGGGGCUACUUGGAGAUCAAAAAUCUAACCCAGAAAGACAAUGGCAUCUAUGAAAUGAUUGGCAAAAAUGAGAGAGUCCUGAAGACAUGGUCCCUUCAGGUCAUAGCACAAUAUAAGGACCUUGACCUGAAGGCUGGUGAAGAACUCAGUUUCACAUAUCCUCUGGACAACUGCAACAUCCACUUCUUCCCAAAGAAAUGGGAAUAUUAUGAACGGAUGACGUAUGACAUCCAGCUAGUUCGUAAUGGCACAACGUUGGAUACCAACUUUUUCUGCAAUGACUUUGAAUUUGUAAAACCGUGCGGGUUGAAGAUGGAGAUCCAGGAGCCAUGCUACGGAUACUUUGAGGUCAGAAAUCAAUUUGGUGGAGUCGCUUUGAAUGUGACAGUUGAUUUGAUGGACGAACCUUUUGAUUUGGGCUACAUUGGAAUUUGCGUUGGUGCUUCCCUGGCCUCACUUAUCUGCUGCUGCUGUGUGAAACGCUGCUGCUGCAAAAGCUCCAAGAAAAAGGACACAGACUCUGCUGCCGCUGAAGUGGCUGUGGCUUACAACGAGUAUGACCACGAGCCUGUAGCACUGGGGCCAGCGCAGCCCACUCCGCGCCCUGCGCCAUACUACACCGCUCCGCUUUCCCAAGCUCCGACUGGCCCGCUGGUUUCUGCUCCAGCAGAGCCGGCAGACGCUCCCGGUCCCUCUCUGCUCUCUGACUCUGCGCUGCAGUUUGAACUGAAGGGAAUGAACUUUCCCUGUGCUCCCCCUCUCAGCGCAGAUCCAACUUACAUCAGUGUUUAUACCUCCAACAAACUCGACUUCCUCUGAAAGCCUUGAAUUUGAACGCUGCACUCAUUGAAUGAAAGGUUUGACAUCGGGGAUAUACCCCUCAUCUGGUUGUCUUGGAACUGGCUCCAGCCAAGAAACAGUCACACAGAACAGAUUUAAACAAGAAAAUCACGGUAAUCUGUGAUUUUUAGAAACACUGAUGAGUUCAUUCAAAUACUUAAACAGAAAGCAGAGAUAUAUUUUCCUGCCUAUUUCUAUUGUCAAUGCCCAGCUAAGCUUACCAACUGCUGGAUUUACUCAACCAGCAGUCAUACAGGCUAAAGGGAACCGACUCUGAAAGACACCCAUCCAGUGCAGAUUCCAUAACGCUCCGUUGAGCCAAAUUUGACCAGACUGGGUAAACGAUCAAGGAGAAAGGGAAGACCAUAGGUUUCACUUUUAUUUGAGAUCACUCUGAUCUUCGAAAGCCAUGUGGGACGAUCAGUGAGUUUAAAGCCAUAGGUAAAAAAACAUCCACUCUCAAAAGCAAGUCCUUCUGAAGGUCUUGUCAGGAAUACCUCAUCUGUUACAGACCAGUUUGCCUGUGAAAAACCUGCAUCAGGGAAGCUGUGGAUGUUUACUCACAUAUGUAGAGAUGCAAAACUACUAACUGACUAUUUUUCUCAGGUCCGUCCACGCAUAUACUCGAAUGUUUUCUUUUUAAUCAAAUGAAAAAAGACCGUAUGAUAACUUGAAAGAUAUCACAAACGUUUUUGAUGAAGACUUUAACAUACCUCUACACCUCUGUGCCGCACUCAUCUCAGCACCGUGCCUUGAACACGCAACUAAACAUGAAUGUAGGCGCACAGACGCUCAUACAUGCUCACUUCACCUUCUUCCUGCAUGUCUCCUCUCUCUCAUAUAUGAACUGAAUACAACAGUAGAUUUUUAUUUAGCUUUUAUGACCUAUGUGAUAGUUAUUCAAUUAGUUGUCGUCUUACUCUGCAUGUCGUAGUGCUUUAAAUUCUGUAGAUGAGUUGGAUUUUAUUGAAACUGUAGUUGUAACACAUGUUAGAUUCCUGUUUUUGUAUCAUGGUGUAUUUUACAAUGUCUGGAGUAUUAAACCUAACAACAAGGA